AUGGCACUUACCCCUGCCCACUUCCCACGUUUGAGCCCUCAAGAUAUCCUAGACUGCCAAGUUUCAUCUUGGUAUCCCUUAUUUUCCCAUAUCUCCAUCAAAACCACGAUUAUCAAGCCUGUGCCACCAGAAUUACGCGAAUAUCUUCUUGCAGAUGGGUUGUUCGCUCCAAGAGGGUCUACAGACGAUAACGAUGGCUCAGAGAACGAAGACGAUGAGGAUUCAGAGACUGAAGAUGGCAAAGUUUCCUUUGCGUUUCCAACCCUAGACGCGCAGAUACGUGAGGCAAUUUCGAAAUACGAUGCCGUCUUUCCAAAGCUCAAUUGGUCCUCUCCCAAAGACGCUCAGUGGGUUCUGAGCACGUCCGAAUUCAUGCGGUGCACAACUCCUGCCGAAGUGUACCUUUCACUCAAAGCUUCCGACUUUGUCCAACAUGACCUCAACCCCGCAUUUGUAUUCGAACACUUGGAUGCCCCAGAAUACGAACUCGAGCUUGUACUCAAGAAAUGGUACACCUUCCACAGGAGCAGAGAGAUGCGUUGCUUUGUUCGAGGAAGCAUUCUAAUAGCCAUUAGCCAACGCGAUCUGGUAUACUACGAUUUCCUUACUGCAGAUGAUGCGCAGAAUACGAUACGAAAUACAAUAUACCGAUUGUGGAAGGAGGAAAUUGAUCCAAAAUGGGGAAGCCACACAGAUUACAUUUUCGACGUAUUGCUCACCCGAGACUUGGAGAGAGCACACAUCGUCGAUUUCAACCCAUACGCUCCCAAAACCGACUCGCUUAUGUUCACAUAUGAGGAACUGCAAUCGAUACACUCAUCCAGCAGUGCGAGUGGAUUCAGUCCAGUCCUCCGAAUCAUUGAUAGUCGAUCACAUCCGCUCGCCAAUGUGAACGGUCCUUUAAAUCAGCACAAUAUGCUUCCGCUAGAUGCCUUCUCGCUUAGCCAAGGGAAGACAGGUCAAGAAUUUGCCGAUGCACUCGCGGAUGCAAUUCAGGAGGCCAACGCUCGAGAGGAGUAA
This is a messenger RNA of Serendipita indica DSM 11827, 1020 nucleotides long. Lineage: Eukaryota; Fungi; Basidiomycota; Agaricomycetes; Sebacinales; Serendipitaceae. The record is from the annotation of a GenBank genome assembly.